Messenger RNA from Polyodon spathula (Mississippi paddlefish), 2699 nucleotides. RefSeq names its product cadherin-10-like. The coding region runs from base 275 to 2641 and encodes 788 amino acids. Gene Ontology annotation, biological process: cell-cell junction assembly; multicellular organism development; cell morphogenesis. The transcript has 12 exons. Lineage: Eukaryota; Metazoa; Chordata; Actinopteri; Acipenseriformes; Polyodontidae. Gene Ontology annotation, cellular component: plasma membrane; catenin complex; adherens junction. The record is from RefSeq and is a predicted model, not a curated record. Gene Ontology annotation, molecular function: calcium ion binding; cadherin binding.
CAAUCAGGAGGAGAUGCCUUCCAGAGCAAAAAUAAGUGAUGCAGAGAGAGGCAAGCGGGGAGCAGACUAUAUCGACUCAGUUCAACUGCUGCAGUGAAAGGAUACACAUCACGUUAUUUGACAGAGCUUUGCCUUAUAUUAGGAUUGUGAACUUCUGUCAGUAUUAGGUGGCCGCAGUAGAUGACAAACUGGAGACAAUGCAGUUGGGCAGAAUUUACUGAGGAGUGACGUGGCAGAAGUGUUCUCUUAUUCGGAUUCAACUACACUGGAUACAAUGAGAACUUGCUUACUGAUAGUACUUUGGGCAUGCUCGUCACAAAUUUGUGAUGCAAAAGCCUUAUUUAAAAGGACUACAGAGGAGGUUGUCAAGGAAGGGAUGAUGGUGGGGCGAGGAAAUGACGGGUGGGCACUAAAGCGUUCCAAACGAGGCUGGAUGUGGAAUCAGUUUUUUCUGCUUGAAGAAUACACUGGGUCUGAUUAUCAGUAUGUUGGAAAGCUGCAUUCUGAUCAAGAUAGAGGAGAUGGAAGUGUAAAAUAUGUCCUUUCUGGAGACGGGGCCGGUUCCUUGUUUCUUAUUGAUGAGAAUUCAGGUGACAUUCACGCUACAAAGCGACUGGAUAGAGAAGAAAAGGCUUACUACACACUUCGUGCUCAAGCAGUAAACAAGAGGACAGGCAGACCCGUUGAGCCAGAAUCACAGUUCAUCAUUAAAAUCCAUGACAUCAAUGACAAUGAACCAAAGUUUACAAAAGACAUGUAUAUUGCCAGUGUUCCAGAAAUGUCUGAUGUUGGUACGCCGGUUAUACAAGUCACCGCAACUGAUGAUGAUGACGCUACCUAUGGGAACAGUGCUAGAGUGGUCUACAGCAUUCUCCAAGGACAGCCAUACUUCUCUGUGGAACCUGACACAGGGAUCAUUAGGACAGCCCUGGCAAACAUGAACAGAGAAAACAAGGAAAAAUACCAAGUGGUCAUCCAGGCCAAGGACAUGGCAGGGCAGAUGGGUGGAUUAUCAGGGACUGCGACAGUGAACAUCUCCCUCUCUGAUGUGAACGACAAUCCUCCUAGAUUUCCUCAGGGUACAUAUCAGUUGAGUACCCCCGAGUCAACAGAGGUUGGAUCACCAGUUGGCAGGAUCAAAGCUAAUGAUGCUGAUAUUGGUGAAAAUGCAGAAGUUAAAUACAGUAUCAUUGGUGGGGAUGGAGUGGACAUGUUCGAUAUCAUGACAGACAAGGACACACAAGAAGGGGUCAUCUCUGUGAAAAGGCCUUUGGACUAUGAGAGAAAGAAAAUAUAUACCAUUAAAGUGCAGGCAGAGAACACACAUCUGGACCCUCGAUUUCUUUUACUUGGCCCCUUCAAAGAUACAGCUACUGUGAAAAUCACUGUGGAAGAUGUUGAUGAGCCCCCAGUGUUUGAACGGGCGAGUUACAUCAUGGAGGUGAAGGAGGACGCCAGUAUCGGCACUAUGAUAGGUGCUGUUAUUGCAGCAGACCCUGAUGCCACCAAAAGCCCUGUCAGGUAUUCCAUUGAUCGACUUACGGACCUGGAUAGAAUGUUUAACAUCCACUCUGGAAAUGGCUCAAUCAUCACUUUUAAACACCUCGACAGGGAAUCAUUUCCGUGGCAUAACAUCACAGUUACUGCAACGGAGAUCAGCAACCCUAAACAAGUGGGCCGUGUUCCAGUGCACAUCCGAAUUUUGGAUAUUAAUGACAACGCCCCAGAGUUUGCCACUUUCUACGAGACUUUUGUCUGUGAAAAUGCAAAAGCUGGACAGCGGAUACAAACAGUCAGUGCAGUGGAUAAUGACGAUCCCAUUGGUGGACACAAGUUUUUCUUCAGUUUGCCAGCUGAAGCAUCUGUCAAUGCAAACUUUACACUCCGAGAUAACAAAGACAACACAGCUGGAAUCCUAACUAGGCAGAGUGGUUUUAGCCGAAUGGAAAGGAGCACCUACCUUGUGCCUGUGGUAAUAUCAGACGGGGACUAUCCCAUGCAGAGCAGUACCAGCACACUAACUAUCCGUGUGUGCACCUGCGACAGGGAGGGGAAUGUGCAGUCUUGUAAUGCUGAAGCUCUGAUCCUUCCUGCUGGUCUCAGUACUGGAGCCCUUAUUGCCAUUCUUCUCUGUAUAAUUAUUCUUCUCAUUAUAGUGAUGCUGUUUGCAGCCCUAAGGAGGCAGAAGAAGAAGGAGCCUCUGAUAAUUUCUAAAGAAGACGUCAGAGACAACAUUGUCAGCUACAACGAUGAAGGAGGUGGAGAAGAGGACACACAGGCCUUUGAUAUUGGAACACUAAGGAAUCCAGAAGCAAUAGACGAUAACAAGCUACGCAGGGAUAUUAUACCAGAAACAUUGUUUCCAUCACGACGGACAGCACCCACCAGGGAUAACGCAGAUGUCAGAGACUUCAUUAACCAAAGGCUACAAGAAAAUGACACAGAUCCAACCGCCCCCCCUUAUGACUCUCUAGCAACAUAUGCUUAUGAAGGCAAUGGGUCCAUAGCAGAGUCCCUCAGCUCUUUGGAAUCUGCCACCACAGAAGAGGACGAGGACUAUAAUUACCUUAGUGAAUGGGGACCCCGCUUUAAGAAACUGGCAGAUAUGUAUGGGGGAGAAGACAGUGACAAAGAUUCUUAACCAACACUCUUGUCAAACGAUUGUAAGAAACUGUACUGGUACAUAAAGUGACCCAUUU